CAGACUUUGAGAUUGUAUACCUACACGAUAUGUACACCUAAUUUACUGAUCUGAAAAUGUACACGAAAUUUCGGCUUCAAUUCGUGUUUUCCAGUUUGUUGCCUUGGGACCGGAGUUGGGGCCAGAUGUUAUCGCUCCUAAGAUGCACUCAGGUUAAUGAUUUACGGGUAAGUUGCACGACGCAUAACACCUCAUGUGGCAAGACACAAUUUGACCCAUCAUGCAGCACCGAUAUACGGUAUUUAGUAUGCCAAGGACCUUGGACCUGGCAGGAUAGAUAGAUCAUAGACGAAUGAGA
Molecule: messenger RNA, 298 nt
Organism: Suillus bovinus
Lineage: Eukaryota; Fungi; Basidiomycota; Agaricomycetes; Boletales; Suillaceae
Exons: 2
Source: RefSeq, a predicted model, not a curated record